CAAAAAGAGAGGGAGAGGCCAUCCUAGCUGGAAGCAGCGAAAGACGCGGUUCUGUAGACACCGCACGCACGCGUUCUCAUCCCCUGCACGUGCGCAAUCCAUCGAUUCGAUGCGUUGCGCGCUAUUCUUGUUAGUGCACGCCCAAGCGCUGCGCUGCCGCACCCAUGCCGCGCGUGGCAUGGCGCGGCGCGCCGCAUCUGUCGACAUCGAUGCGGCGAACAACAAGGCCGCAGCGGUCGACCUCGACGCGGCAAACGCCAAGGCGAAACGCGUCUGGGCCGAGGUCGCGGUCGCGGCGCCGGAGCUCGCGCCCGACACGCGGCCCUUCGGCGACGGCGCCGCGCCCGCGGGCCUGAAAGGCACGUGGUACGUCAACGGCCUCGCGUCGUGCCGGGUGGGAGACCGGCUCGUCCACCCGUUCGAGGCGCACGGCUUCGUCAAGGCGUUCACUUUUGAUGGAAAGGGCGGCGCGACGCUGACGACGAGAUUCGUCGAGACGCCCUGCCAGCAGCUGGAGUCGCGGCUCCGGCGACCGCUCGUUCGAGGCGCCAUGUCGAACGUCGCGGACUUCGACAAGUUCCCGGACCACCUCCUGAACGCGGCGUCGCCGUCGACGCGGAGCGUCGCGCAGCUCGCGGUGCGCAGCUGGGCCGGCCGUUUGUUCGCGGGCACGGACAACGCGCCCUGGUACGGCCUCGACGCGACGACCCUCGAGACCCUGGGCGUAGAAACGAUGGGCGGCGCGCUCGCGGGCGCGAACCCGCUGGCGCACACGCGCCGCGACGCGAGGCGGAACCGCCUGAUCGCGGCCGCGGCGGCGUUCGACGCCUUCGGCGACACGACGACCACGACCUUCUGGGAGUUCGACGAACACGGAAACGAAGUGAAGAAGGUCGAGGAUAUUGAUAGGAGCUUCGUGGUCCACGACUACGCGAUCACGGACGAGCACUACGUGCUACCUAUAUCUCCUAUAGCGUUCGACCUCGACAAUAUCCCCGACUUCGCGGUCCGUGUCCGGCGUCCUAUGAGGCCUUCAAUCUGUGUCGCGGCGACUCGCCACUCACCGCCCGAUCCCGCGCAGCUGGGCCGCGCGCCGGCGACGGACCUCUUUGCGUUUGACGCGACGCAGCACGGCGCGCUGAAAUUGGUAAGCCGCACGGGCGGCGCAACCAUCAAAGUGGACCUCGGCGCCUUCGCGUGCGUCUUUCACAUGGGGCCCUGUUGGCUCGAAGACGGCAAGUUAAUAGCGCACGUUUUGUUGUUUGAGCGGUACGGCAGCCUCGGAAAUGCGAUGGGCUUCGACGUGCGGUCCCAAGCUUUUGAUCCCAUCCCCUGGAGCCGCUCGAACGGCGGGCCCACACUCCGGCGAAUCGUCGCCGACGCGGCCACGGGCGAGCUCCUGGAGAUGACGCGGCUGUCCGAUCUGAAACUGGACAUGCCGACGUUCCAUCCGUUAAGGGACGGCCUGCCGAACCGCGCGGUCUUCGGCACCGCCGGCGUCCGGCCCGACGGCUGGUUCCCGUUCAACGCCCUCGCGAAGUAUGACUUGAUAGCUAACAAAGAGGAGGUCUGGCAGACGAACGACGACAGCGUCGUCAGUGAGCCGUACUACGUGCCCCGCUCGGACGCCGACGACGGCGAGGGCUGGGUGCUUUCGCUCGUGACGGACACGGCCCGCGACGCGACGGAGCUCCUCGUCUUCGACGCGGCGCGCUUCUGCGACGGACCGGUCUGGACGGCGACCGUCGGAGGGCUGUGGCCCUGGAACGUCCACACGACGUUUGUCCCUGAGUAAUGAUUGUGUACUGUG
Pelagomonas calceolata is the source of this 1810-nucleotide messenger RNA. Lineage: Eukaryota; Pelagophyceae; Pelagomonadales; Pelagomonadaceae. The record is from the annotation of a GenBank genome assembly.